AUGGCUAUCGUUAUAAACAAAAGAAACGUAAGGGUCCUGGUUAUUACUAAUAUAUUACUGAUCUUGGUGUUCUUAGUGGUAAGGAGCUCGAACGCUGACGCUAGUGAAGCUGUAAAAAUCAUCCACCCUGGUUCUUUGGCAACAUUCGACCAGUCAGGAAACGCUCCUGGUACACCUGAAUCUGCUGAUAAAGCGGUGACAAAUAAACAAGAUAAGGAAGUUGGUGAAACUAACGAAGAUAGCAAGGGAGUCACAUUUGAUGCUGCUGCAGAGUACGGGAAAAUACUAGAAUACUCACCCUUCGUUGUCUUUAGCAAAACUGGUUGUCCUUAUAGCAAAAAACUGAAAAGCUUAUUAGCUGAGUCGUACGCAAUCACUCCAAGCUAUUAUGUCGUAGAAUUAGAUGAGCAUGAGCACGGAAAGGAGCUGAAAGACUAUAUUGGAGAUAAAACUGGUCGGAGUACAGUUCCAAAUGUUGUUAUCAAUGGCAUCUCUAGGGGUGGUUAUACUGAGAUGGCGGCGCUACAUGAAAAUGAUACGCUAGUAGACUCUUUCAAAGAGUGGAGUAGUGAUAAAUUCACUGUGAAAGCAACUUCGCAAUCUGAGCGGACUUAG
Molecule: messenger RNA, 615 nt
Organism: Saccharomyces kudriavzevii IFO 1802
Lineage: Eukaryota; Fungi; Ascomycota; Saccharomycetes; Saccharomycetales; Saccharomycetaceae
Gene: GRX7
Product: glutathione-disulfide reductase GRX7
Exons: 1
Coding region: 1-615 (204 amino acids)
Biological process (GO): cellular response to oxidative stress
Cellular component (GO): Golgi lumen; cis-Golgi network; fungal-type vacuole
Molecular function (GO): glutathione disulfide oxidoreductase activity
Source: RefSeq, a predicted model, not a curated record